Chara braunii is the source of this 2597-nucleotide messenger RNA. Lineage: Eukaryota; Viridiplantae; Streptophyta; Charophyceae; Charales; Characeae. The record is from the annotation of a GenBank genome assembly.
UCGUGAUGCUUUAUGCGUGAUUACUUUCGGGUCUCUCAUGUGCAUCGCAACGGAACGACACGUGGCAGAAACCAAUUAGUCAGAACAAGGAAAGUGCUGAGGGACGAGCCACGUCAGCGCGAGGGGAGGGCUUAGGUACCGAUCCCGACUUUCCUUGUCUGGGUAGGGACAAUAGCGAACACGGUAAAGGGUAGGGUCAACGCGCGCGCGCGCACGGAGCGAGAGAGAGAGAGAGAGAGAGAGAGAGAGAGAGAGAGAGAGAGAGAGAGAGAGAGAGAGAGAGAGAGAGAGAGAGAGAGGAUUGUACCAGUUUGAACGGAUAAUUAGCUGGGAUGCUACGAGAAUUAGCCACGUCAGCCAAAUCAGCGAAGAGUGUGGAGAGCACAGAGCUGCAUGUGGGGGCGAUAUGAGUAUGCGCUCAUUUCUCUGUGGAUCUGUGGAUUGGAGUGGGGGCGAUACGAUUAUGGGCUCCUUUCUCUGCAGAAUGCUGAAGGCAGUUCCUAGGACAUCCAGAUAAAGUGUCGCUGACCGCAAUGUGUGGAGCCUGUCAUGUGCUGCAGUACUCGCUGAUAACUGCUGUCAGUACUCGCUGAUAACGUCACGCAAACACACACAUAAACAUACACAGCGGGCUAGACACACACACACACACACACACACAGAGAGAGAGAGAGAGAGAGAGAGAGAGAGAGAGAGAGAGAGAGAGAGAGAGAGAGAGAGAGAGAGAUGAGGAAGCUAAUUGGCAACUCUCUGAAGCUUCCAGAUUCCCAGCUCCGCUCACGAUUGUCGGAGCUGGUUCUGGACAGUUCAGGGAGAGUGAGGACUUGUCCUGGAGGGUGCCCAGCUAGUCAGUGCUUGAGACGCUUGUCUGCUGCAGCAAUAACUGAACGCGAAGGUGCGUCACUUGGAUGUUGUCUCCUUCAGAAUGGCCACUCGCCAGCGAACUCCCAUCCCGCAGGUAACACCGCUGAUAACACCAACACCUGUUGCAUCAUAACGGGCUCCCCCCAAUGUUUCCUCAAGGUUGCAACGCCCCAUUUGUCCCCUUCCCCUUCGCCGCCGCCGCAGUUCCAUCAGAUAGCCUCCCCUCCCUCGUUCGCUACUUCCUCCUCUUCUUCGCCCAUCAGCAAUGGACCGCUUCCCCACCACCAAACGCUACAAACAGCCACAUUCCAUUGCCGGAGGAAUCUUCUUAAUUGCGGCUGUCGUCGUCUGACGACGAUGAUGCAAAGUCACCAGAUGAUGGAAACCCCCAAAGUGGCGAUGGGGGUAGCGGCAAAUGCAUCUGCAUCGUAUCCAUCUCAAGACGAGGAAGACCACCAGGACAGUGAUGAUGAUGGAGCCGCAGGAGCAACCGGUCCCAGUUCAGAGGAGAAUGGUAGUGUCCAUUAUCAAGCAAACGGUGAGAGGAGGGUGGAUGGCGAAGCAGGGAUGGCGGCGAAUGGCGGAACAGCCGCUGGUGAAGCGGCGAAGGGUCAAAUGAGAAGCAAGGAGGGUACCGAAGGGCAAGACACGAGGAGGAGAGAGGCUACCCGUAGCACUGAAGGGGGUCCCACCAGCACGACAGAGUUGGACCCUUCUGGGACACCGUCUAAGUGCUGGGAGUGCGGCCAUGGGCGAGGUCCAGGUACCCCCGCCAACCUUUUCUUCUGCGAGGAAUGCGGGUCCAUUCAGCCUGUUGACCCGAAUGUCGAUUACUUCGAUCUCUUGUCUGUGAAAAAGGAGUUCGGAGUUGAUGAGAAGGAAUUGGAGUCGAAGUACAAGGGACUUCAAAAGCGCCUGCAUCCGGACUUAUUUGCGACUAAAUCUGGAACCGAAAAAGUCCACUCAGCACAGCAAUCGGCGAACGUGAUCAAGGCGUACUACACUCUCAAACGCCCACUCUCGAGGGCGGUCUACAUGGUUCAAUUACAGUCCCCCGACGUGGGUCAUGACAUGGAGGAUGGAACAAUACAGGACCAGAGUUUACUCAUGGAGGUGAUGGAGUUCCGCGAGCGGAUCGAAGACGCAGCCGGUGACGCGGAAACAUUAAAAAGACUGGCUGACGAGAACUCCGAAAAGAUGGCAUUCAACAUGGAGUCUGUGGCCAAUGCGUUGGAUGCGAAGGAGUACGGGUGGGCAAAGAAAUUGAUCCAGAGGUGGACGUACUACAACCGUAUUGCUGAAGAAAUUGAGCAGCAAUUGUAGGAGGGGAAAAAAAAAAAAAAAAAAAAAAAAAAAAGGAAGAGAAGAAGGGAGAUGAGGAGGACGACGAGAGGGAGGAGGAGGAGGAGAAGGACAAGGGAGGAGGAAGAAGAGGAGGACAAGGGAGUAGGAAGAAGAGGAGGAGGAGAGAGAGAGGAGCAAGGAGCAGGAGGAGAAGAGAGAGAGAGGAGCAAGGAGCAGGAGGAGGAGGAGGGAGAGGGAGGAGGAAGAGGAAGGAGGAGGAAGAGGAGGAGGUGGAGGUGGAGGUGGAGAAAGAGGAGGAGACGGGAGUUGAGGAGGAGAAAGAUAGGGGAGGAGUAGGAAGAAAAGGAAGGCAAGGGAGUAGGACGAAGAGGAGGAGGGGGGGGGGCCGGUAGUGUAUGGGGAUGACGAAGUAAAAAGAAGAGGAUGAU